Molecule: messenger RNA, 3575 nt
Organism: Phanerochaete carnosa HHB-10118-sp
Lineage: Eukaryota; Fungi; Basidiomycota; Agaricomycetes; Polyporales; Phanerochaetaceae
Exons: 5
Coding region: 15-3509 (1164 amino acids)
Biological process (GO): maturation of SSU-rRNA from tricistronic rRNA transcript (SSU-rRNA, 5.8S rRNA, LSU-rRNA); endonucleolytic cleavage of tricistronic rRNA transcript (SSU-rRNA, 5.8S rRNA, LSU-rRNA); ribosome biogenesis
Cellular component (GO): 90S preribosome; nucleus
Molecular function (GO): U3 snoRNA binding; GTP binding; ATP hydrolysis activity
Source: RefSeq, a predicted model, not a curated record
CGCCUCGCAGGACGAUGGACGACAGACAGCACAAGGCGCACAGGCCAGCACUGUCUGGCGCAAAGGCGGAGAAGAAGAAGGGAAAGGGCAAAGAAAAGCAACACGGCUAUAACGAAAAAGCAUUUGCCCCCAGGUCAGGUCGCAGAGCAGAACGACAGGGUCGUCGGAACAUUGAGCGCGACCAGACGCGACUUCACGUGCCACUCGUAAACCGCAUCCCUGACGAUGAGCCGCCCCCAGUUGUCGUAGCUAUCGUUGGCCCUCCCGGAGUCGGGAAGACAACUCUAGUGAAGAGUUUGGUCCGACGUUAUACGAAGCAAACGCUUAAUCAUGUCCAAGGGCCUAUCACGGUCAUUAGUGGCAAGAAGAAGAGGAUCACGUUCAUUGAGUGCAAUAGCGACCUCAACUCCAUGAUUGACAUCGCGAAGGUUGCGGACUUGGUCCUAUUGAUGAUUGACGGUUCGUACGGGUUUGAGAUGGAAACUUUCGAAUUCCUCAACAUCCUCCAAACGCACGGCUUCCCUAAAGUCAUUGGCGUCCUCACUCACCUUGACCUUAUAAAAAAGGCUUCCACGCUAAAAGAUACCAAGAAGGCUCUCAAGAAGCGAUUCUGGACCGAGAUAUACCAAGGCGCGAAGCUCUUUUAUCUCUCCGGCGUGCUCAACGGCCGCUACCCCGACACCGAGAUCCUGAAUCUCUCGCGUUUCAUCAGUGUCAUGAAGUUCCGCCCCCUUAUCUUCCGCAACUCACACUCGUACAUGCUCGCGGAUCGAAUCGAGGACCUGACGCCGCGUGAAGAGGUCCGUGCGUCGAAGGGCAAGUGCGACCGCACCGUCACCGUGUAUGGCUACCUCCGCGGCACGAACAUGCGUCCGGGCACGAAGGUGCACAUUCCCGGCGUCGGCGACCUCCAGGUGAAGAGCAUUACAAAGCUGGGAGACCCGUGCCCACUGCCGGACGCAGACAGUGAGAAGCGACGGAAGCUUAGCGAGAAACAGAAGCUGCUCGUGCAUGCGCCCAUGAGCGACAUCGGUGGGGUGAUGUACGACAAGGACGCGGUGUACAUCAACGUUCCCGGCAGUUUCACAAGAGGCAGCAACGAAGUCCCCCUAGGAGAAGGAGAGCGCAUGGUCAUGGACUUGCAGGACAUCAACACGACUCUUGACGACGCUGUUGCCCGCAGUCAGAUCAAGCUCUUUGGAUCAUCCUCAAAGCCACUCGCUGUCGAUCCUGGGCCCAGUCGGUUGCAUAGUGGGUCGGAAGACGAGGAAGACGAGGACGAGGCGGACGACAUGCCAGAGGAUGAAGACGACGAGGAUGAGUUCGAGGGAUCUGAGGGUGAAGAGGAAUGGGGUUCAGAUGCAGAGAUUGAGGGGGACGAGGACGAGGAAGAGGAAGAGGAAGAAAAAGAAGGUGGUCGAGGUCGAUCGGCACCACGUAAUGUUCGUCGCGGGACGGGGGGACUGCCAUCGGGGCAUGACCGACGAGGAAAGGCCAUCGACUUCGCGGACAGUGACUCCGAUAUGGGCGACUUCGACGAGGACGAAGACGUAGACGACGUACCCAGGCCUGGAGGCGGUGCUCGUGUGCGCUUUGACGAUGAGGAGGACGUGCACGUGCAGUCGGAUGACGAGGACGAGAUGGAUGAGGACAAGGAGGACGUCCCGCGGUGGAAGACCAACCUCGGCGGGAGGGCUCAAGCCGCAUUCGAGGAGCACAGCCGUAAGCGGCAGAGAAAUUGGAUGAAACUCAUCUAUUCGUCCUCGCUCACUCCUGAGCAAAUUGUCCGCGGCGACUCGCUUACUUCCCAGGGACAAAACAAGGACGAAGCUGAGGACGACUUCUUCACGAUCAAGUCGAAAGGCACGGUUGGCGACACGGAGGAGGAGCUCGACAUGACCAAGGAAAAGGUCGACCCAGAAGCUCUCAAGGCGUGGGAGGACGAGGAGCUAUUGGAUUCUAUCAGGAAUCUCUUCAUCACUGGUGGCUCUGGGACAGGUGACGCAGGUGGAGACGAUGGCUACGAGGACCUCGAGAGUAGUGCCGACUUUGUCGACCUGGAAGCCCAAACCGACGGCCAGGAAGGCGCAACCGCUUCCGGAGACCCCGAGACCGCCCACUCUGUCACUCUCGCGGCGAAGAAAGAGCUGCUCAAGAAAAAGUUUGACGAACAGUACGAUGACCCGGAGGACUCGAAAAUGGAUUUCUACGAGGAGAAGAAGGACGAGAUCGCCCGCCAGCUGCAGCUCAAUCGCGCCGAGUUCGAAAACAUAGAUCCUGAAGCGCGUGCGCUUGUUGAGGGCUACCGGCCAGGCUCAUACGUCCGUGUCGAGCUCACGGACGUGCCUGCGGAGAUGAUCGAGAAUUUUGACCCGGCUUACCCGAUCGUUGUCGGCGGGCUGCUGCCAGCCGAGGAGCGGCUCGGGUAUGUGCAAGUGCGCAUCAAACGGCACCGAUGGUACGCGAAGACACUCAAGACGAACGAUCCGCUCAUCUUCUCGCUCGGCUGGCGGCGGUUCCAGAGCAUCCCGAUCUACUCGCUCGACGACCACUCGAUCCGGAUGCGCAUGCUCAAGUAUACGCCCGAGCACACGCACUGCUACGCGACCUUCUAUGGCCCUGUCGCACUCCCAAACACAGGCUUCUGUGCGUUCAACUCGCUCGCGGGCGACGCCGCCGGUUUCCGCGUCUCAGCGACCGGCGUCGUGCUUGACAUCGACCGGUCGACGAAGAUCGUGAAGAAGCUUAAGCUUACGGGUGUGCCGUACAAGAUUUUCAAGAACACGGCUUUCAUCAAGGACAUGUUCAGCAGUGCACUGGAGGUCGCCAAGUUUGAGGGCGCUAACAUCAGGACCGUCUCCGGUAUUCGUGGGCAGGUCAAGAAGGCUCUGCCGAAGCCUGAUGGUGCUUUCCGUGCAACAUUCGAGGACAAGAUCCUCAUGAGCGACAUCGUCUUCUUGAGAGCCUGGUACUCGAUUCAGCCUCGCAAAUUCUACAACCCCGUGACCUCACUUCUUUUAUCGGACAAGGGCCGUUGGAGCGGCAUGCGUCUGACGGGGCAGGUUCGCCGAGAAGAAGGCCUGAAGACGCCGUUGAACGUCAACUCGACGUACAAGAAGGUCGAGCGUGCGCCACGGCGCUUCAAUGUGCUCAAGGUCCCGAGGAAGCUGCAAAAAGCGCUGCCGUACGCAUCGAAGCCGAAGUUGAUGAAGCCGCAGGGGAAGCCGACGUACAUGCAGAAGCGCGCGGUCGUGAUGGAGCCCGAGGAGAAGAAGGCGAUUGCGCUCCUACAGCAGAUCCGUGCGCUCCGGAAGGACCAGGCCGCGCGGCGAAAGGAAAAGCAGAACGAGCGCAAGGAGGUGCAUCGGAAGAAAGUCGCGAAAGAGGAGGAGCAGAAGAGCGAGAAGGAGAAGGAGAAGCGGAAAGAGUACAUGCGUGCCGCUGGUAUGAAGAGCAAGCGAGAGGCCGACAAAGAGGAAGGUCGGAGCAGCAAGCGGAGGAAAAUUUAAGCAGAUGUAGCCUGUACACCCUGCCGCAUAAGAUAUAUAUCUUCUAGUCCGUUCUUUCCGAUACUA